Meloidogyne enterolobii is the source of this 535-nucleotide messenger RNA. Lineage: Eukaryota; Metazoa; Nematoda; Chromadorea; Rhabditida; Meloidogynidae. The record is from the annotation of a GenBank genome assembly.
GAGGCAAAAGAAGCACAGCUGUAUGCGGAAACGGAGAAAAAGCUGUGGCCCAAUAUAUAUUCUUGUGCCUUCUAAACAUACAAAUACUUGCCUCCUCUUCUUCAUCCCCCUCCAUUUUUCUUCCUCAACAACGUCUUCACCAGCAACUAUUAGUGACAGCUUUAUUCUUUUUUAAAAUAUUCCCUUCUCUUUUCCCGUUCUCAAAGCAUUAAUGUUGUCGAGCGCCGUAGCAACAGCACAGCAGUGGUGGCAAGCAGCAGCUGGGCCAACGACGAUAUUGUGGCGGAUAGAUGGGGAAGAAUUGGGGGAUGUGAAUUGAAGUAACGCGACUACUCACCACUACUGUCCGCUUUCUUCUUCGUCUCUUUUCUAUCUAAAAAGCAAAAAGGGUCGAAAAAGCUAAGCGUCCUGGCCUAGUCACAUCGUUGCCUUGCCUUCUCUCGCCCAACCACCCCAGCAGUUGUUGUUGUUGUGGCCAACAAACAUUGCUUAGAAAGUAGUAUGUACUAUCUAUUAUUUGUUUUGAAAUCGACUU